Molecule: messenger RNA, 579 nt
Organism: Acanthosepion pharaonis
Lineage: Eukaryota; Metazoa; Mollusca; Cephalopoda; Sepiida; Sepiidae
Source: the annotation of a GenBank genome assembly
AUGACAGCCACUCCUCCGAUCAAUGUGAUCGCUCCAAGUAUUGAUUUGGAUGAAGAGGAGACAGGUGCUAUGGCUAUCUCCUCUACCCCGACUCCUUCCCCUCCUGGUGUAACUGAAGAUAUGGACACUCCAGACAGUGAUUCACAGAGUAAUUCCUCUGAGGACCGGGAGGGUGAGGAGCUAGAGUUCAGUGACAGUGCAGCUAGCUUAGAGAAACUAAAGUGCUGGAAAGACUUGGACAAUAAAGAGCAACCGUUGCUCUGGCAACAGGACACGAGCCCCUCGGACAAUAUGGACAAUGAUGAAAGCUAUCAAGGUACAAACUCUGUUGACCAGUCGGCAUCAGACAUAAGCCUCAUGGAGCAGCCAACGUCAAGGUCAUCACCCUCCAAUGAAGGUGACACUCAUAUGGACAUCGAUAAAUUUGGUGAUAAAAGUGCGGACUAUAUGACCGAAAAGAUGACUUCCUUGACUGCAGCUCACAAUGGGGACUAUCCUCUUGAUAAUUUGAUAAAUGACAUUGAAAAAACUUCUGAUGAUCCAAAAGAGAAUGUUGUUUCUGCCGAUGCCAGUGGCUAA